Poeciliopsis prolifica (blackstripe livebearer) is the source of this 2653-nucleotide messenger RNA. It is a transcript of the gene gja4, whose product is annotated as gap junction protein alpha 4. Bases 141 to 1262 code for a protein of 373 amino acids. NCBI's taxonomy places the organism in Eukaryota, Metazoa, Chordata, Actinopteri, Cyprinodontiformes, Poeciliidae. The transcript is spliced from 2 exons. Gene Ontology annotation, cellular component: connexin complex. The record is from RefSeq and is a predicted model, not a curated record. Gene Ontology annotation, biological process: cell communication.
CACACACACACUUUUUCCGACUCCAGCGGGUCUUUAUAAAGAAGGCGACGCGCAUUUCAAGCGGCGUUAACAAUCGGCAGAGCGACUCGGAACCGGCGAGGAGACACAAGCCGCCUUAAGAGAGAGAGAAGGAGCAGAGGAUGUCCAGAGCUGACUGGUCCUUCCUGGAACACCUGCUGGAGGAGGGCCAAGAGUACUCUACUGCUAUUGGCCGGAUCUGGAUCACAGUACUCUUCCUGUUUCGCAUUCUGGUCCUGGGAACAGCUGCCGAAUCGGCGUGGGAUGACGAGCAAGCUGACUUCGUCUGCAACACGAAGCAGCCCGGUUGCACUUCCGUGUGCUACGACAAAGCCUUCCCCAUAUCCCACUUCCGCUACUUUGUCCUCCAGGUCAUCUUCGUCUCGACUCCCUCCAUCUUCUAUUAUGGAUACGUGGCCAUCAGAGGUGGGAAGGACCCAAAAGCCAAACAGGGCAAAGGAGAAAGUGGGAGUAAAAAAUGUGAAAUUGUGAAAGAAAGGGAGGACGCCAGUGUGGCUAAAGAAACUGCAGAGCAGAAAGAGAAAGAAAACAGUUGUGGGAAAGGGACAGUGCCUAAAAAGGGAUCUACUGAAGCUCCGAAACUGAAAGGGAGGCUUCUGAGGGCAUAUGCGUUCAGCAUCCUCCUCAAGGUCCUCUUGGAGGCAGGAUUUAUCGCUGGACUUUGGUUCCUUUAUGACGGCUUCUUCAUUGCAGCCAAGUUUGAAUGCACGAGAUUCCCGUGUCCUCAUACGGUGGACUGCUUUGUCUCUCGGCCCACGGAAAAGACCAUCUUCACCGUCUACGCUCAGGUGAUAGCCGGCAUCUCCCUUUUGCUCAACCUGAUUGAACUCAUCCACCUAUUGAUCCUAGCCUUCUCCUAUCGCCUAGAGAAGUGGGAUGAGGAUUACCUACCUCUAAGAGAGCAGGUACAAGUGACUCCAGCAAUACGAAUGGAGACGCCCCAAGACUAUAACACCGGCAGGGACAUCAGCAUCCCCGCACAGGGUAGGGAGGCAAAGUUACCGGGCAACCCCUGUGAAAGCUACGCUGAAACGGUGAUAGAAGUGAACUGGGAUGCAGGGGAGGCCGGGCAUAACUUGCUUCCAAGCUACAUGAACUGCAUAAAAUCCACAGGAAAAGCGAGUUCCAAACGAUGCGGUCAUUCCAAACAUUCAGAUCAAACAGGGACGGAUAGGAAAGGUGCCCACAAGGGACAUGCAAAAAACCAGAAACAAUAUGUUUGACGGUAGCUCGGUGUACUUUUUUUUUCCUCUGGUUUUUGACGUUUCUGCACGUGACACUUAACAAACAGGAGUGCACAGUUUGAAGGAAAGCAGCAUAACAACCACUGCACUGUGAACUCCAUGUCUCAGAGGCAGACAUUUGCAGGGUUUUUUUUUUUUUUUUGAUAAACAAAUCUAUUCAAAAUGAAGCAUUUUGAGAACACUCCCACAGGCGAAAUAAAAAUGUGACUCCUCAAUGAGAUUUAAGUCAUAAGAUGCCUUCCUGCUAAGUUUAAUAGCAAAGUGAUGUGGAAAAAAAACAAGCCGAAGGGUCUGGCAAAGGGAGCCACUAAGUGUUUGUGCAAGGAAAUUUAGAUUUAAACGUACUCUUCUGAGAUUUGCACUGAAACCCCCAGAGUCUUCUGGAUCUUUGCUCCCUCCUAAUGGAUCUGUGCUCUCUGUGGAAUGCACUGGUCUCUGGACCCCGCUUCGGCUCCCAGAAGGAUAAUUGCGGCGUGGAUGAAGGCACGCAUGCAUGCACGCACACAAUAUGCUCGCCUCCUUUCGCCCAGCGAGUUCCGGUCAAUCAAAUGUUGGAAGACGUGGCCUUGGAAGGCGAGGGGCGGGAUGUGGGGAGUGGGAAGGGAAGCCAAAAGUUUGGGAUUUGUGGGAUGGAGCAACCAUAACAUUUGAGCUAUAAAGAGCCUGGAGGAGGUGACCGCGCUGCGUGCAACAGCAUUAAUGUGAACCUACAGCUGGGAACUUCAAGAAGCAAUAGCUGCAGAGCCGAACAAAAAUACACCUCUUUGCAGUUUGUUGUUUAGCAACCACAAACAUCAGUGUUGUUUUGAGUACCCUGUAGUGAAACAAGGUGGUGGUAGUGCCAUGCUCGUGGAGAUCUUUUUCAAUGUCCUACAGGGUUUUCUCCAGGAUUUCAAUGUGUUUCGCACCAUCUUUUUGUCAGAAGAGCACUCCCACAGCAUAAGGCUGCCAACACCGUGUUUCAAAAUGUGGUGCUGUGUUCAGGGUUAUAAAACCCACACGUCUGUUUUUGUUAACAUCACUUUUAUGCAUUCUCAUUUAAUCCCAAUAAAAUACAGUGAAGUUUGAGGCUGCAGAGCAGUACAAUGCCAACAAGGUGUUUUUUUUGUUUUGUUUUUUUCUGUAGUUGGACCUCAGAACCAGUAAUUGCCCAUUGAAUGGACAAAAAGUGGUACAGAAAUGUACAAGUUCAAUGAAAGGGAGUGGUUGAAUAUUUGGACAAAAUGUAUUUAAAUAAAUGUAAUUUUUAUGGUGUUGUAAAGCAAUCCCGGUCAUAAUAUUUAUUACUGUUUGAAAAAAAAUUUUAUUUAUCAUUUUUGAUGUCAGCUCAUAAUAAAGUCCAAGGGACACAAUUUUGUACCAUUCAUUCA